CCCUCUCAGUGAUUUCUCUUUCCGCCGGACAACCACCGCUACUUGAUUCCGCCGGACAUGGUAGCGCAACUAAUUUAAACAGCUCUAGAGCUCAAGUCGUGGCUGAUAUUACAUUUCGCUCCCAUACCAUUCUUCUCCGCAACGUAGCCGCCCAAGUCAUCACAAUAAACGUUUUGCUUCAGACUCAUUCUUGCGGCCUUCCCAGGACAUGCGGGACAUUGACAUACAAAUGACUCAAUUGACAGUAUUGUGACUAUUAUUUUAAUAAGCAACAAGGCCUUGACUGCGUAUACUAUACGUCCGGUGAGUCGUUAUAGUGCACGGUAGAAGGUUCUACCGAUAAGCUUGCGAGGCUGAAGUAACCCAAGAGCUCGAUUGUUAGCUUCAAUCUUCUCCUUUCCAACGGGACUAAUGUGCUAUGCCUAAAAGAUCUAUACGGUGAACAAAGCAAAUAUCAAUUGCAUAUACGCAAAGUCCUGACGGUGGACAACUCCUUGAGGAGACGAGCCACGUUAAGAAGAGUAUAAAUUCACCACCCCCACUCCCCUCGCCUCCCCUGUCUCUCUUCUCCUCAUACUCGAACAACUCAAAACAAUCACCUGAAUUGUUCAGCCGAAAUGGCUUGGUACGACUCUUACAUCGGCAAACCAGUCACGGACCUGCCAACUCCAUCUCUCAUCCUCAGCAAACCAACAAUUGAGCGCAAUAUCAGCCAACUCCACCAAGAUGUUAAGAAUUUGGGGAUUGCCUUUCGCCCGCAUGUCAAGACGCUCAAGUCCCUUGAGGUAACCCGCCUCAUGCUCGACAAUGGCCUUUAUCGCAAGAUUGUCGCCUCUACGCUCCCCGAAAUCGAGGGUGCGCUCCCUCUCGUCAAAGAGGGAGUUCUCGAUGAGUGCCUCUACAGCAUGCCCAUCUACCCCAGCGUCCUCCCCCGCCUGGCACAACUCUCCGACACGCUCAAGAUCGUUCUCAUGAUCGACAACGAGCAACAUAUCGACAUUCUCGAACAGUUCCAAGGAACAAGAGCCUCUUGGCCCGUCUUCAUCAAAAUCGACGUUGGCACCCGACGCGCAGGCGUCGUAAAGUCCUCCUCCGUACUCCCGUCUCUCGUUCGCCGCGUAGAGGAGUCUCCCGCUGUCGAGCUGUACGGGUUCUAUUGCCACGCCGGGCACUCUUAUGCGUGUCGGACGAGCGAGGCCGCGGCGAGUGUCCUUAAGGAUGAGGUUGAGGGUGUUGUUAGUGCAUCGAAGUUUUUGUCUAAGAAGGAAUCUGGACGAAAGGUCAUUGUCUCGAUUGGGUCGACGCCGACGGCACAUGUUGUUUCGUCGCUGAGAGAGGUGUUGCCUGAGGGGUUGGAGUUGGAGUUGCAUGCUGGAAACUUCCCCUGCAACGACCUCCAACAAGUCUGCACAGGCCUCAUCCCAGCAACCGCCCAAUCCGUCCGCGUUCUCACAGAAGUCUGCAGCGUCUAUCCCGAGCGCAACGAAGCGCUCAUCAACGCGGGCACAAUCGCACUCUCCAAGGAAACGAGCGAUCUCCCUGGGUACGGCCGCGUAAUCGACAGACCACAGUGGGCUGUUGUACGGACAAGUCAGGAGCAUGGGAUAUUGGGACUCUCGGCCGCACCGGCGCUCUCUGUGCUUGGGGUCAAUAAUAAUGAGGUUGAUACGGAGGAAAAGGCAGAUCAGACGUUUAGGAUUGGGGAUCGCGUGCUGCUUUGGUGCCAGCAUGCUUGUAUUACGGCGUCGGCGUUUCCGGUGUAUUUUGUUGCUGAUGAGAAGGAUAUUGUUAGGGAGGCGUGGGCUCCUUGGAAGGGGUGGUGAGCGUAUUUGGGCAUUUGAGGUGGAGCUAGGAAUGUGAACGGAGUAGACUGUAGUAUAUAAGUGGAGAAUUAUAUUAAAUACUCAAGAAGGCAGACUGGACACGAAGACAAAUGCUAAGCUAAAUAUAACAACCUGGCAGCCAUAACAUGCAAUCAUAACAUAUCAUACGUAAGGAUGAGAGAGAAUCAUUAAGAGGGUAUACAAAACAAUAACGAAAAGGCGUUUCACGUAGCGCAGUCAUGCAUCGGACUUGUUCUUCAUCUUGUUCUUUUUCUCCUUCGUCUCAGGAGUACCAUUCUCCUCUGCCCCAUUGGCAUCAGCACCGGUAGUCUCAGUCUCAGUCUCAGUCUC
Molecule: messenger RNA, 2174 nt
Organism: Aspergillus calidoustus
Lineage: Eukaryota; Fungi; Ascomycota; Eurotiomycetes; Eurotiales; Aspergillaceae
Source: the annotation of a GenBank genome assembly